GGAAACGAAGCAGCCGAUGUACUAGCAAAUCAAGGAGCCCAAAAAAAUAAAACAGACCUGCUAAACCUAGAUAUACCAGCAGAUUUUGACCUACAAGGAGCAAAAUUAGCAAUGAUAACACAAGUAUUAGCACACCAAGGAAUACAAGAAAAGACUCACAUAGAAUACAAAAGAACUACACUCAUGAAUCUAGACAUCACUAGACGCGCUAUAAAAGAAAUAUCGACAACAUUAGAAACGGAUGAUAAUAUUUGGUCGAGCUGCAGACACCCAGACAUAUCAAAAGCUUGGAGGGAC
Molecule: messenger RNA, 297 nt
Organism: Suillus clintonianus
Lineage: Eukaryota; Fungi; Basidiomycota; Agaricomycetes; Boletales; Suillaceae
Exons: 1
Source: RefSeq, a predicted model, not a curated record